Molecule: messenger RNA, 1749 nt
Organism: Melopsittacus undulatus (budgerigar)
Lineage: Eukaryota; Metazoa; Chordata; Aves; Psittaciformes; Psittaculidae
Gene: HSBP1
Product: heat shock factor binding protein 1
Exons: 4
Coding region: 65-295 (76 amino acids)
Biological process (GO): cellular heat acclimation
Cellular component (GO): cytosol; nucleus
Molecular function (GO): transcription corepressor activity
Source: RefSeq, a predicted model, not a curated record
GCGAGGCGCGGUCGGAAGCGCUGUGGCUACCCUGGAGCCGGGACCAGCGCCCACAGAGUCCGCCAUGGCCGAGACCGACCCGAAGACCGUGCAGGACCUCACCGCCGUGGUGCAGACAUUGCUUCAGCAAAUGCAGGACAAAUUUCAAACCAUGUCCGACCAAAUAAUUGGAAGAAUUGAUGACAUGAGCUGUCGCAUAGACGACUUGGAGAAGAACAUUGCAGACCUUAUGACGCAGGCAGGAGUGGAAGAGUUGGAAGGCGAGAACAAGACCCCUGCAGCUAACAAGAGUUAAAGUUGCCAAUAACUGGAGAUGAAUCCUGAAAGACAACUUUCUUCUUUUUUCUUUUUUUUUUUUUAGAAAUCCUUGAAAUUACAGAACAGCUUUUUGCAUCUACUGUGUGUAAAAGCAUUUUUAUAUUGUUACAGAGCUUGCAUUCCUGAUGUAUAUUGUAUAGCUACAGAUAGGUAAUUUAUAUUUUGAUUUGUGUACUGUAAUUUAACUUUUUGAAUUCUUGUUAUGAGGAUCAAUUAAUUAGUUGUGUUAUUAAAACACAGAUCUUACGGAUCUCAACUACUGGGUGUAUUUUUUUGUGAAGUCACUUUUUUCUCUUUCUUAUACUUUUUCUAGAUGUUUAAUUUUUGAUAGCUAAAGAUAUAGUGACUCCCAUCAAAUGGAAAUCUUAACUUGUUCUGUGUAACUUUGUGAAGUGAUGCACAAGACUAAAACUCAACAUUAAUCUUAGCUCUAAACCUCAGUCACUCAACUAGAUGAGGACUGUGUGUUGCUUUCUCAUACACGUAAUAAGGUGAUUUUUGGUAAACGUGAGACUAACAUGCAAAUCAUAUCUCCUAUUCCUGGUAUUAUCUUACUUGUGUGUUUUAGAACCAGAAAUUUAGAUUUAAUACUAGAGAUGUGUGUAUGGAGUUGCGCGACCACUGCCAUUCAGGUCUGUUUGUUAGACAGAUAAGGAACUAUUGACUAUGAAAAAAUCUCACUGUGGAAUUUUAAGUUUUUAAUACUGUAAAAUUCUGCUUUGAAACUGUGUCAUUUAGCAUCACCUGUGAACAAGAAUUGUCAUUAGAACAGUAGGCAGAAUAGGGAGGGGAUUGAGAAUCUCUGUGGGCUUACAGUUUAAAUCCCUGGCUCAUUGCACAAAAUGGUUUGCUAACAAAACAAUGACAUACGGAGUAACAAAAAAAGGGGAGUUAGAAUUCCAAAUCCUUGCUUCUCUUUGAAUAACAGCUAGCUGGAAUUCUUCAAAAUACUUGAUUUGGAAAGAUGUUCACUUUCCUAAUCACAUCCAUAUAUAUGGGUCUGGAGUUUAAUGGGUUCCAUUAGGAUUUUUUGGCAAUGGAAUAUAUAGAAGAGUUUGUAUUAUGUCAAUUGUGGAGAAAAAUGACCAAUGUUGGACACGACUGACAAUCACUGCAAUGCUCUUCCAGCUUGGCACGCAAAUUUAAAAAGGCACUGAUGCCAGUCAGCAGUUACAUGUGGACCACACUUAAAACUGCUCUUUGAAUGCCACCACAUUGGCACCUAUGUAUUCUGAAAGCAAUAUGACAGGUCAUUUUUCAAAGCUGGGGAUGCUAAUAAAAGUUCAUAAUGGGAAUUUUGUGAAUAUUGGAAAUGUAUCUCUAUACAUUGUAAUACCAACCUGGGGAUCUUUGUAAUGUCACUUAAAAAUCUAAUAAAACUAUCAUGGUAACAAAUAUUCAGCUCGUAUAUAUUAAAGCAAAAUUAGCAUA